Molecule: messenger RNA, 2544 nt
Organism: Pomacea canaliculata
Lineage: Eukaryota; Metazoa; Mollusca; Gastropoda; Architaenioglossa; Ampullariidae
Product: tetratricopeptide repeat protein 39B-like
Exons: 18
Coding region: 84-2045 (653 amino acids)
Molecular function (GO): protein binding
Source: RefSeq, a predicted model, not a curated record
UCUGGAUGAAAUGGUGAAGAUAACGUAAACAUUUCAUAUCCACAGUACCCUCUUGAGCGACUUUACUACACUUAGCAACCACGAUGGCAGCGAGACUCAGAUUGCAACCAGGAACGGGCCAUGACAGUGACAACGAAGAUACUUACGAAGAUGCAGUUGAAAGGAUUACACUAAGUCAAAAUGAGCUGGACCUGAACACCACCAUACAGGAGGCAAGUGUGGCCCUUAAGCUGUUCUUCACCAACCAUUUUGCUGAAGCUAGGGAUCGCAUGAAGCCUUUUGCAGACUGCAGCAUGUACCACAGUCUGGGCUAUGGGACUAUCCUUUAUAUACAAGCUGUGAUGACUUUUGAUAUGGGAGACAUCGAACAAGCUAUUGCUGCCAUGAAGAGGUCUGUGAUUGUGAGCAGCAAAAUGCGCAGACGGAGUACUCUGCUUGGUUCCAUUGCCAAGGUCACAUCUGGGGUCAACUAUAAUGAGUUCACAGAAGAGGAGGUUCAUGCAGAAAUUUGCUACACUGAGUCUCUUCUGAUCCGUGCUUUGCUGACCUUUAUACAAGAUGAAAAUCUCAUCAGCUUUGUCAAGGGAGGCUUCAAAAUCCGUGAAUGCUACAAGAUUUACAAAGAAUGCAACAAAAUAUUAGAGAACCGAAACUGGGAAAAAGAUGUACAUAAAGUUCACUUUGAAAGUGGCGUCAGGAUGGGUGUUGGAGCCUUCAAUCUGAUGAUCUCACUACUGCCAUCAAAAAUUAUGAAACUUCUGGAGUUUGCUGGUUUUUCAGGAAGCAAGAAACUUGGUCUAUCAGAACUCCUUAAAGGGAGCGAACUGCAUACCAGUCUUCGAGGACCUUUGUGCGCAAUUGUUCUGAUUGCAUAUCACACUGUGGUCACAUAUGUGUUAGGACUGGGAGAUGGUGAUGUAGAUUUGGCGUCUUCAUUGCUUUCACCAUGUCUCCAGACUUUCCCUAAGGGGGCUCUGUUUCUUUUCUUUGCUGGACGAAUAGAAGAAAUAAGAGCCAAUAUUGAUGAGGCCAUUCUCCGAUUUGAAGAGUCCAUAGAGUCACAGUCUGAAUGGAGACAAUUUCAUCAUUUGUGCUACUGGGAGCUGAUGUGGUGUCACUGUUUCAGAUCUGAUUGGCUGAUGGCUAUGAAGUAUGCAGAGCGACUAUGCAAAGAGAGCAGAUGGAGUAAGGCAACAUACACAUACCAGAAAGCCAGCUUUUUACUCAUGUGUGAUGAUCAAACAGAGAAGACAAAAACCCAUCUGAAGUACCUGUUUAGUGAAGUUCCCAAACUGAAGCAGCGCAUAGCCGGCAAGUCCAUUCCAUUUGAAAAAUUUGCUGUUGCUAAAGCCAAGCGCUACUUAGAGCAGAAUGAAUACCUCACACUUCCAGCUGUGGAACUGAUCUAUGUGUGGAAUGGAUUUAAUGUUAUUGGCAAAAAACAGUUCUUGCUGGAGCCAAUCUUGAUGAUUGUUGAGAAGACGGUACAUACAAUCUUGGAAGACAAAGCCUCACAUAAGUUCUACUUUGAUGACUACUCCCUGGCAUUGCUCCUGAAAGGUGUGUGUCUGCGCCACCGUGGACAGUUCCUGCAAGCUGAACAAUGUUUCUUGGAGGUGCUGGGAAAUGAAAAAGACAUUGUGUACGACAAGUACCUCAUCCCAUAUGCUACAGUUGAGCUGGCCAUUGUCUACCUGCAGCAGGAUCGACUGUCCGAUGUCAAGUCAUGCAUCCACAGAGCAAAGAAAAACUACAAGGGAUACUACCUGGAAUCCAGACUGCACUUCAGAAUACAUGCCCUACGUCUACAGUUAAACGCAGCAGCAAACAAUGACGAAAGUGUGUCUUCGGACCCACCCACACCCACCAAUUCGGGCUCACUGGAUGUGUUAUCCACCAGCAAGGACCAUAGGAUCUCCUUAGCUCAGUCGUCAAAUGGAUCUUUAUCCCAGCAGGGAGGAGAAGGAAACAUUGUGCCGAGCGGCAGUGACAGAUGCUCAGGAAGGGAAUUAGCCCCAGCUGAAAACAAACUUAGCAUGACUUAACUCAGCAAUCAAGAUGUCUUCAAACAAAUGAUAGUUUAUUUUAGCAAUACAGUGUGCAGAUAUUUGCACACACACAAAUGAUAUUUGUUUUGGUUGUUUUAUCUUUGUGUAUAUUUAUAUUAUCUUUCAUGGUUUCUGGAAGAUGGAAGGCAGGAUUGGUGCAGAGACUUCAUGAGGCAUUGUAAGCCGUUAGAAGUGAAAGAGAACUUCACAAUUUGUAUCACUCAACAAUUUGAAUCUCUGAAUCUUUAUCCAUCUUGUUUUUUUCAUACAGUUGCUCUCAUUUCAAUUUUAUAUGUAUAAAUAUUGAUAGUUAAUAGGUUUGAGUUCUUUUGAAAAAAAGUAUUAAAAACUUGUUUACUUAAUAACACUUUGGCACAUAUAUUUGGCAUUGCACUCUAUAUUCACACACCCAUAUUCUUACAUAAACAAGUUUCCUUUUACAUGUGGUUUUUCUGUCUUCAUAUGUGACAAGAAAAAGGACUUCUUUUUUUUUUUU